AUCCUGAUUUGAAUUAGUUUGUUCGGAAAUGUUAGUCAGGAGCGAUUGAUUGUUUUGUGGACGCAGCGAAAUGCAUUUUCUGGACAACUUUGAUCUUAUUCUGCUCCUCAUUAUUCUUCACGUUUUCUCCAAUGUCCAAGGAACCAACUUGCAUAAUUUGACUUUGUGUCCGGUGGACGAAACCAAAUGUCACGAGUGCACAUCAAAAUCAGAUCCAUUUAAAUGCUACUGCACUUCGGACAGGAAGUACACCAAUCUCACUUGUCACAGCGGAAAGUUGAAUCUGUACGACGGCAGGAGUGGCGGAUUGAUUUGCCCAAAAGAGAUAUUACCAGAGUGCAAGGACACGUGCGGAAAAAAUAUAACUUUUGGCGACUGCGGCUGCCCAGAUUGCGUCGCUGCGAUCAGGAAGAAAACUUGCCAAUCCUUUCUGCCAGGACAUCUGGAACCAGCAACCCCUGGUCACAGGGGGCCAAACGACUGCCCAUCCGACCUGAGCAAAUGCCACAAUUGCACAAAUCACCUUGACUGUUUCUGCCCUGCACUUAAUAAAACCAUCAAAAUCGUCUGCAGCCGCUACGGCAACUUCCUCGACCUCUUCAACCCUCAAAGUGGCCUCCCUCACUGUCCACCUGUGAGUCUUGCGUCCACAAACUGCUCCUCCUCGCCCAGUGAUGGCAAACGAGCUUGGUGCAGAAGCCUUGCAAUUGCACCUGAGACAACGACAACAACGACGACGACGUCCUCCACCCCCACCACCAAACCAAUCUUUACAGAGGUUGAAACAUCACCUUCGAUCAAAAGCACCAUUCAAGCCUCACCUCAGCCAACAACGACCGAACCCGUCAACCCUCGAGAUUCGCCAAUCAAGGGGGUGAUGUUGGUGGCCACCCUGGUUCUGAUGGGCGUGGCCCUGCUCGCACUCUGCGUCCUCAUCGGCCUGCUUAUGAAGGCCAUCAGGGAGGCCAGGAUGGUCAAGGUCGCAAGUGACGCUCAGCAGGGCGACAAGGCAGAAACCACCUGAUGAUAAUUGAAGAUGCUCAAAAUUUGCUCCUUUCACAAUAUCGAUGGAAUUCAAAAAUAAUGUG
This is a messenger RNA of Neocloeon triangulifer, 1088 nucleotides long. RefSeq lists its product as uncharacterized. The record is from RefSeq and is a predicted model, not a curated record. The coding region runs from base 71 to 1024 and encodes 317 amino acids. NCBI's taxonomy places the organism in Eukaryota, Metazoa, Arthropoda, Insecta, Ephemeroptera, Baetidae. The transcript is spliced from 5 exons.